Molecule: messenger RNA, 850 nt
Organism: Ziziphus jujuba (common jujube)
Lineage: Eukaryota; Viridiplantae; Streptophyta; Magnoliopsida; Rosales; Rhamnaceae
Product: SKP1-like protein 1B
Exons: 2
Coding region: 131-604 (157 amino acids)
Biological process (GO): SCF-dependent proteasomal ubiquitin-dependent protein catabolic process
Cellular component (GO): nucleus; cytoplasm
Molecular function (GO): cullin family protein binding
Source: RefSeq, a predicted model, not a curated record
AUCUCCAUCAGUCGGUUGGUUUUCUUUGCUCUUUCUCUCUCUCUCUUUUCUUUCUUUUCUUUUUCUUUCGCUCACAAAUCUGAUUACCCCCAUUUCUCUCUUUUCGCGUGAUAGCCAGAGAUCGCGAAAGAUGUCUUCAGGCCGGAAGAUAACGCUGAAGAGCUCCGACGGCGAGACAUUCGAGGUGGACGAGGCGGUGGCUUUGGAAUCGCAGACGAUCAAGCACAUGAUCGAGGACGAUUGCGCGGACAAUGGGAUUCCUUUGCCCAACGUCACCAGCAAGAUCUUGUCAAAGGUCAUCGAGUACUGCAGGAAGCACGUUGAGGCCCCAAAGCCUGACGAACGUGGCUCUUCCGUCGACGACGAACUCAAGGCCUGGGAUGCUGACUUUGUCAAGGUCGACCAGGCUACCCUUUUCGAUCUUAUCCUGGCUGCAAAUUAUUUGAACAUCAAGAGUUUGCUGGACCUGACCUGCCAGACUGUUGCUGACAUGAUCAAGGGUAAGACUCCUGAAGAGAUCCGCAAGACAUUCAACAUCAAGAACGACUUUACACCAGAGGAAGAGGAGGAGGUUCGCAGGGAAAAUCAAUGGGCUUUUGAGUGAUUGUUUGAAUCUAUCUGUGUUUAAUGUCUUUUCUUAUGUUGAGGUCAUGGAAUAUCGUUUCUGUUUAAUAUUUGGUAGUCUCUUUAGUCAGUUAAGUACUUCUCUCUCGUUGUAUUGGAUUUCUCAGGGCUUCCAUGGUCCCAUUAUAUCCUUCCCCAUCUUCUUUUAAGUCUCACAAAGUGUGAUGUUAUCCGGAUAUCUUUUAUGAUGUUAAUAUGAUGGUAAAUGAAAACUCUUUAUUUCAAA